Stegastes partitus (bicolor damselfish) is the source of this 423-nucleotide messenger RNA. RefSeq names its product transcobalamin-1-like. Gene Ontology annotation, molecular function: cobalamin binding. The record is from RefSeq and is a predicted model, not a curated record. Gene Ontology annotation, biological process: cobalamin transport. The transcript is spliced from 4 exons. Bases 1 to 408 code for a protein of 135 amino acids. Lineage: Eukaryota; Metazoa; Chordata; Actinopteri; Pomacentridae.
AUGGCGAUGCCUGCUCUCCUCUCUGCAGCCCUGAUGCUGCUGCUGCUUCCUGGGACUCUGACUCAAGACAGCAAACCAGCUCCCAUUGGCGUGAUCGUGGAGAACACUUUAGGGAACCCCGCUACGUUGACCUACACCACUCAGGUGGCUCCCAGAGGGAUCCUGCUGGCUGCACUGAACAGACUCAUGGCCACCAAUUCAAAGUUCACAUUCACCUACACAGAGGAUCCAAACUACGGCCCAUACCUGGAGAGUGUGAACGGUGUGGCUGGAAAUGAUCAAGAUCAUACCUACUGGGAACUGCUGGUCAAGAAACCAGAUGGCCAAAUCAUAAGACCAGAUGUUGGUAUUGGAUGCUACAUUCCCAGUGCAAACGAACAAAUCAUCCUGAGAUUUACGAAGUGGUAAAGAUUCGUCAGACAC